CCCCGGGGCCGCGGGGUCCCCGAGGGGCCUCCCCUCGCUCUGCAGCCGCUGCGGGUCUGUGCAGUGGCACCGUUUCUGGGGUGCCUCAGGGCCCCCCGGGGUGCGUCCUCUCAGAACGGGCUCCUCCGGCCUGUGUCUUUGUCUCUGGGUUGCCCAGCCUUCGUCCCGCUUCUCUGGGGGUGGAAAGCUGGCUGGGAAAAGUUUUAUUGAGUGUUAGUAAAGCCUUCAGUUGAGAAAGUGAAAGGAGUGCGUGUUGUUGUGUAACGUACUUAUAAGCAGGAAAACUGAGGACGUAGCUUCAUAGACUUGCCCAGAGUGAAAAAUCAAAGAGCCAGGAAGCCCAGGGUUGCUGGGUUAUUAAGGCGUUGGCAUACUGAAGCUUUGGCAUUUUUCACCUCUGAAGAGGGAGCCCCCCUCGUGCCGGUCUCGUGUUGCCCAGUCGCUUGUUUGCAGGAUUUUAUUCCUGAGAGGCUUCUGUUCCAAAACUCCUAAUUGCAAUUUGCAGAGACUGCUAUCCAUCUCGAGAUGGAAGAACCAGUGCUAGAUAAAGUGCCAUCUCUGUGUGAUACUCCAAAGGAUUCUGGAGCAGCACCUCCACGGGGGACUAGUUCAGGGAAACAGCAAAUGAGUGCAGCUCUGAGGGAGCGGUUACGGAAAACAAGACGUUCCUUUAAUGCCAAUUUUACAGCGGCAAAGCGGCUCAAAAUAGACACUGAAGAAAAAGACUGUGCUGAUGCUGACACAGGGUGCCUGCCAAUGACAAGUAAAGAUUGUUCCAGAUUACAAGAUGGUCCUGAAGACCUUGAAAGAAACAGCACUGCACAUACAUGUUUCAGAAGUCCCUCACGAGAGAGUGAUCCCAGUGGAUCAGCAGAGAAUUCAGAUGUGCUACCAGUUGAUCUUGGUCAGCAACUGUCCCUGGAAGAAAAAGUAAGGCUGGUGAAACAAGUGCAAGAGAAGGAAGAAUUACUUCGUAGGCUCAAACUGGUGAAGAUGUAUCGAUCCAAGAACAACCUGUGUGAACUGCAGGCUUUGAUAGUGAAAUGGAGAAGCAGCACCCAGCUGAUGCUUUAUGAACUACAGUCGGCCUUUUCUGCAGACGGCAAGAAAGUGAGUCUCACUCAGCUGAUUGAUACUUUUGGAUUAGAAGACCAGUUAUUGCACUACAGCAGAACAGAAGAAGAUUUUAUAGAUGCAUAAUCUACAAUUGCAAAGCUUUUAUUAGACACAAAAGCAGAAAAGACCAAGUGAAUUCUGAUCAUGUCAGAAGUGUUGAUCAGGCAGUGGACUUGAUGCUUUGGGGUUAGGAGGUUUUCUCCAGAGAAACUUGUAAAGCUUUGUACUUAGAUACAGUAGGCACUGUAAAAGGCAUUACUUAUUGGAAAAGAUCAAACUUUUAGUGUUUUGGAGAACCUGGCUUAAUGACUUAGUCAGUUAAUUUUUAUUUAAUAAAAAUAAAAUGAGAUCAUACUUUAA
Manacus vitellinus (golden-collared manakin) is the source of this 1476-nucleotide messenger RNA. RefSeq names its product SWI5 dependent homologous recombination repair protein 1 (gene SFR1). NCBI's taxonomy places the organism in Eukaryota, Metazoa, Chordata, Aves, Passeriformes, Pipridae. Bases 526 to 1200 code for a protein of 224 amino acids. Gene Ontology annotation, cellular component: Swi5-Sfr1 complex. The record is from RefSeq and is a predicted model, not a curated record. The transcript is spliced from 5 exons. Gene Ontology annotation, biological process: double-strand break repair via homologous recombination; positive regulation of DNA-templated transcription.